Messenger RNA from Pomacea canaliculata, 2805 nucleotides. Its product is annotated as macrophage mannose receptor 1-like. Lineage: Eukaryota; Metazoa; Mollusca; Gastropoda; Architaenioglossa; Ampullariidae. The coding region runs from base 334 to 2181 and encodes 615 amino acids. Gene Ontology annotation, molecular function: signaling receptor activity. The transcript has 14 exons. The record is from RefSeq and is a predicted model, not a curated record.
AUACGUUGAGUCCGAUAGGUCACCUGAUGUUUCAGCUACUGACGGCAGUGAAAAACACUGUAAGAGCUUCUUAAGGUAGACAUGGACAAACGUGAUAACUACAACCUCACUUUGGAUUGUCACUACGUUUGUUCGGAGGAAGAGCAGAUUGACAAGACUUCGGGUGUGUAGUGUAUACCCGAGUGACGAGGAAAGGUUCUUGUCAAGCGGUUUCCUACAUUUCCUACCUGCGACAAACUGAUUGAAGUGUUUGAUGAACUAGUCCGCCAUGAAAACUUUGGUGAGGAAGUAACUCACACUUACAACAGAGAGACUCGCAUCGUGUUUGACAUCAUGGAUUCUCGCGCCCACGUCUUCCUUUUUCUGAUGGCGACUCUGACGUCAGGACAGCCAGACUCCUCGUGUCCACCUGGCUGGGGCAGGCUGAGCAAUGCCACGUGUGUGCAGUUUACUGACGACUAUCGUCUGCCAUGGGCCCAGGCCCAGCAGACCUGCCAGAACCUUGGCGCCUCACUCCUCCGCUUCUCCUCGCCCGAUGAAUUGCAAGCGUUUUCUGUGGCGGCCACUGUCCGCCCUGUCGACGGCUGGUGGACUGACCUCAACAGCAUGGGAGGCACCCAGAGCUGGACGUGGGGAGGUGACGAGGAUGUGGCACCAGGUACAGUCCUGUGGGCCGCCGAGCCCACAGACAACCACCACGUUGAGAACUGCGUAUCCAUGGAUACCGCUGGUCUCCUGAGCGACGAGUCAUGUGACAGUCGGUUCGGUUUUAUCUGCACUUAUCAGAUACCACAAGGCGGUUCGUGUACCGGCAGCUUCACAAGCUACGACGGUUUCUGCCAAUACUUCACGGGUGACGACGAGACGUUGCAGGUCUCCUGGGUGGACGCCAAAGCCGCGUGCGCCUCACUGCCGGGUACACCAGGCAGCCCCAGAUCCUCCCUGGCCACCUUCUUCAGCGCCUACACCUACGAAACUUUGAAGAUUUUAUCAGGGGCUGCGGUGCCAGCGGCCAAGCGAUGGGUGGGGCUCACUGACAACAGCACGGAGAGGCAGUGGACAUGGUCCGAUGGCACGCGGGUCAACGACACUUCCUACCUGAGAUGGCGGUUAUACUUCGGCGACACACAAACCGCAGGCUGUGGGCUUGUGCAUAGUAACGGUCAGAUGGAGGUGGACGUCUGUGAAGAACCACAUCGCUUCGCCUGUAAACUUACUGUUGACUCAGCUUCCAGUUCCGAGGAGAGAGACUUCGGCUGCCCGUCCCCCUGGAUACGUGGAGGAAGGAAGUGCUACCUCUUCAACAGCAACAUGUCCGUGGUCUUUCAGGAUGCCCAAGGCUUCUGCUCCAGGAACAAGGGUCGUCUGCUCCAGGUGUCGUCAAUGGACGAGAAGGACUGGAUGGUCCAGCAGACUCUGAGCCAGAACAAGGGGGCUGUGUGGACAGGUCUUCGUCGCGCUGCUGACGGCUCCUCCUCUUGGAUUUGGGACGACGGCACAGCUGCUGACCCCACCUACAUCACCUGGAGCUCAGAACCCAAUGACGACGGGCCGGCUGGAGAAGACUGCGCUUUUCUGACGCCAGAUGGCACCUACAGCGACGCAAGCUGCUUCUACAGAAGUGCCUUCGUGUGUGAGCUGGAAUCAGAAGAUGCACCGUGUCCGGCCGGCUGGGUGGAUCAGGAGUUGGACUUCAUGUCCCUCUGCUACUACAUCAGCAACAGCACCAAGGAAGGGGGCGCCACGCGCAUGGAGGCCUUGUUUAGGUGCAGGAGGCUGGCCAACCGACAGGAGGCUCAUCUGGUGGCCAUCAAUUCUCAGGCCGAAAUGGAUUUUGUGACAUCACUAAUUAAAGGUCGGCCCUGGGACGGGUACUGGACGGACCUCACGGACUCUCGGAUAGAAGGCUUGUGGCAGUUCUCAAAUCCGUCUGAUGUCUCCCCUCCUAUUCCGUGGGCCAAGGAGCCAAACAACAGGGGUGGACAUGAAAACUGCGUUCAGAUGUACCCGGGGGGUCGCUACAACGACGUCAAUUGUGACACCAAGUCCUAUGUUUUGUGCGAAAAAAGUGUUCCAGGUGUUUCUUCAACCGCACACCUCACCUCUCAAGUCGCAGCCUGGCUCCUGCUGCUGCCACUGGUUCUCCCAGCAUUCAUCUCACUCGUCCCUCCUGAGCACUGACAGUUGGUUUUCCCUCGACGCCGCAUGUAUGUAAUGAAAGAUCGACAACAAAGCAAGAACCCCUUUAGCGACAGAUCUUGAUGUGGAGAUGGGAAAAGAAUCUGGUUACAUAGCUACAGCCCACGACAUCUCCCUCCUGCUCUUAAAGAUUAAAGUGAAGGGACAUAACAAAUGUCAACCUCAUCAGGACGGACGAGUUCUCUUCCUUUGCCUUUGUUUGUCAAACCAGUCUGAACAGCACCAUCAGUGUCCAUGGCUACUGUCUAUAGACAAAUACCUUUUUUUACAAUAUUUACUUGGUCAAAAUGGACUUAACUUAUAUAACAGUAUUUCAUUAUGAUUAUUAGUCUCCAUGUUCCCUUAGCAUAAUAUGCUGAAAACCAAAGUUAGUGCAGAGGUAUCGAAAAAAAUCGUAGAUACCUAGCUGGUUGUUUUAAAGAAUUUUUUUUUGUGAAACUAGUAUCGUCUUCCUCUGAGUGAAUUAAAUCAUUUUAUCUAUUAUUGUUCUUGAUUGCACCUCGCCCCUCCUCGCGCUCCAUCUCCAUUCAAACUUCUUUUUGUAAAUGAAGUGGUAUUUGUUUAUUUGUGAGAGAGAAUUUCAUAUUAUAUGUGGGUGUAAAUAUA